This is a messenger RNA of Oikopleura dioica, 627 nucleotides long. Lineage: Eukaryota; Metazoa; Chordata; Appendicularia; Copelata; Oikopleuridae. The record is from the annotation of a GenBank genome assembly.
AUGAGCAAAAAAGCGACAAGAAAACCGCUGGAUAGAUGGACGCCAAGAGUCGUUUACGGAUAUUUUCUCAAAGUCUUCAAGUUGACCUACGGAGUUGGAACUGCUGGGUAUCUCGGCUUCCUGAUCGCGUUUUUUGGCUUCCCAGGGCUGCUGAUGCACGCCGAAGCGUGGCUGGAAAUGACGCUGAAUUUGCUUUUCUAUGGCGUCUAUUUCGGAGUUGUCACGAAAGACCUGGCGGACUACUGCACGGAUAGAAUGGCUUCAACGAUGGGCUUUGUCACGGACGAGGGAAUGCCGAUGAAGCAUUUGAAUAAAGACACUUGCGGCGUUUGUGGAGAAACGAACAUCGGAUGCGACGAAAAAGGCGUCCCAGAGAAACAGCAUACGCUUGCUUGUGGCCACUCCUUCCACGACUACUGUAUUCGCGGCUGGAUAAUCGUCGGAAAGAAGCAAACCUGCCCGAUGUGCAAAGAAAAAGUCGACUUGAAGCAGUUUUCUUCCACUCCUUGGGAGAAAGUUUACGUUAUGUACUCUGGCUUUCUCGACUGGUGUCGAUUCAUGGUCUGCUGGAUGCCAGUGAUAACAUCGAUCGUCCACGGAAUCAAUCACUUCAUGGGAUAUGAAUAA